Messenger RNA from Haliotis rufescens (red abalone), 1374 nucleotides. RefSeq lists its product as uncharacterized. The coding region runs from base 56 to 661 and encodes 201 amino acids. The record is from RefSeq and is a predicted model, not a curated record. Lineage: Eukaryota; Metazoa; Mollusca; Gastropoda; Lepetellida; Haliotidae. The transcript is spliced from 5 exons.
UAUAAAGCAUGAUUUACGGAAUAGCACUACAAUUCUUCGACGUCUUUACGCCAAGAUGGCCGCCACGUUCCUUUCCGUGCUAUGCGUCGUCUUUGUGUUCUCGUCCUACACUUCAGCUACCUUCAAAGUCGCCCAGAGGAGGCUUCAAACAUCUAAUGAAUGGCAGUUGAUCGACUCGUGGACGUUCGAAUCAGGCUACGUUCGCUUCAACUUCAAUAUCACCUUUCCUCGGAGUUAUUCCCCCAUGAAGCUUCUCUUCUACAAACAGGACCAGUACUUCCAGGCUAACGAAGGUUCCAAGUCUUGCGACGAGAAGUUGUCUGUUCUACAAUUCGGCGCCACCGGUCAGCAAAUCCUGAACCUUGACGUUGGAAUGACCCAAGCCGGCUGUAUGCAGCGUUACGACUCCACCAUGGGGGACAGCGUCACCUGUAACGGCCGCGUUACCUUCAACGUCGAUCGUGGUAUGAUGUGGUACGUGGUGGCCAACAGAUGUGGCACAAUGAACGGAAUUUCGGGCAUGGACAUGUGGUACUACAUCGACAACAUGGGGGAGACGACCAACAACCCUCGCUUCCCGAUGUACUCGGGCCAAUCAAAAGCCACGUUCACGGCCUUGACCUUAGUUCCAUUCCUUGUUCUUAGACAAUGCCUGGCGUAAGACAUGGCACCUGGUCUGGUAUGCCACCUUCAAGAAAUAUAAGAAAGUUAUAUAAACGUCCUACGUAUCGACUGUCAUUCGAAAGCUAAAAUAUGAACUUCUUCAAAGCAAUCAAUUGAAUAUGACAAAACAUGUUAGAUAAAAAUAUCUUUAUCUCAGACUUGUUCGACCCAUGAAAAUCUACAUCUAUAUGCGUCAGCUCUUAAUCGUUAAUUUUUUAACUACUACUAUCUGUAUUCAUAUGUAUCCGAUCAUUACAAACUACUGUUAGUUAGUAAUGUCAUUUACACAAUGUAUUUGUAUUUGUAAUUCCUAUCAGUGUCGCUUUUGUUCUGUACACAUCAGUAAUAAUUAUUUGGUAUCUAUGUCUGUGCUAUUCAGUUUUACAAUCAGAUUGUGCAUACCCUUAACCAAGGGAAGUUUAGAAGGCGAUAUGUAGGAUGUUUCUAUAGCUGCAAAGGACCUGUCCCCGGAACUUGACUUCAAACAACCUCAAUUUGACCUGGAUUUGAAACUGCGUAUGACUAGUUUGUUGCACAUUGGCCUGCCUUCAUUCGUGUGUUUAGUAUUUGCAGUGUGACGUUACCAUUACUAUGGCGACUGACUGCUGAACGGCAUAGCCAAUGAUGUACAUUCGUGUUUGAAUGUUCGUCUAUGUUCAUCACGAAUGUUCACAAUUAAUAGUUUUUGAGCAAUAAAAAAAUUCACAAUUA